AUGACUACUAGGUAUCGCGUCGAAUAUGCUCUCAAGACCCAUCGCCGGGAUCAAUUGAUCGAGUGGAUCAAGCCCACCGUUAUCUUCCAUGAGGAGGGCGUCAAGCUAGCUGCCGUGGCCACGGCCACACAGAAGCGCUACGCCGAGAUUAUGCAUGAUGUAGAGCUUUUAAUCAACGACCACAUACACCACGAAAACGCCAACCUCCCCGGCAAAUCAAAACUAAAACUCCUCGUGCCCGCAAUCGGCCAAUUUUUCACUCCUCUUUUGCUAGAGGAUGCAUUCAUCUAUCAAGACCAGCGGCGACACAUCAGUCGCCGACGCUUCGUCGCGCCUUCUUUCAAUGACGUGCGUCUCACCCUCAACACAGCGCAAUUGAUGGGUCUAGUACGCAGUAGCGCAAUCAGCUUGCUCACUUUUGAUGGUGAUGUUACGCUCUACGAGGACGGUUGCUGCCUGGUUGACGAUGACCCUGUUUUGCCGCGAUUGAUGAGGCUGUUGGGACAGGGGAAGAAGAUUGGUAUUGUGACGGCGGCCGGAUAUACAGAGCCGUCGCAUUAUUAUGUUCGACUUAAGGGGUUGUUGGAUGCGGUGAGGAAUGAUACGUCGUUGACACCGGACCAAAAGAGCGGAUUGAUUGUGAUGGGCGGCGAAUCUAAUUUUCUUUUUCGAUACGACCAGUCCGCCGAUCAUCUGUUGACUUAUGUGCCGAGAUCCGAGUGGUUGCUUGAUGAGAUGCAUACAUGGGAUGAUAAGGAUAUUGAGCAGCUCCUCGACGUUGCCGAAGCGUCUUUACGGGAAUGUGUCAGCAAUCUUAGUCUGCCAGCAAUGGUCCUGAGAAAGGAACGUGCCGUAGGCGUAUACCCUACAAAGGGACAUAAAAUGCACCGCGAACAAUUAGAGGAGACGGUUCUAGUGGUGCAGAAUAUGGUGGAGAGAAGUGACGUGGGCAAGAAAUUGCCAUUUUGUGCUUUUAACGGUGGAAACGACGUCUUCAUCGAUAUCGGCGACAAGUCAUGGGGUGUAAGAGCCUGUCAACGCUAUUUCGGCGGUAUCGAUAGGUCCAUGACGCUGCAUGUGGGAGAUCAGUUUUUGUCGGCGGGUGCUAAUGAUUUCAAGGCAAGAACGGCAUGCACAACAGCUUGGAUUGCGAACCCUGCCGAAACAGUGCAGUUACUAGAUGAGAUAUUUGAGUUGGAGGGUGAGUAUUUGAAGCAGAAGAAGUAG
Messenger RNA from Talaromyces marneffei, 1227 nucleotides. RefSeq lists its product as uncharacterized. The record is from RefSeq and is a predicted model, not a curated record. Gene Ontology annotation, biological process: nicotinamide riboside biosynthetic process; nucleotide metabolic process; inosine salvage. Gene Ontology annotation, molecular function: magnesium ion binding. The coding region runs from base 1 to 1227 and encodes 408 amino acids. Lineage: Eukaryota; Fungi; Ascomycota; Eurotiomycetes; Eurotiales; Trichocomaceae. The transcript has 8 exons.